Molecule: messenger RNA, 1170 nt
Organism: Annulohypoxylon truncatum
Lineage: Eukaryota; Fungi; Ascomycota; Sordariomycetes; Xylariales; Hypoxylaceae
Product: transcription factor IIA, alpha/beta subunit
Exons: 3
Coding region: 1-1170 (389 amino acids)
Biological process (GO): transcription initiation at RNA polymerase II promoter; transcription by RNA polymerase II
Cellular component (GO): transcription factor TFIIA complex
Source: RefSeq, a predicted model, not a curated record
AUGUCGAACUCGCAGGUUGGAAACGUUUAUUCGCAGAUCAUCACUGAUGUGCUUGAGGCUUCGCGAGUCGAUUUCGAAGAAGGUGGCGUGGACGAGAGCGUUCUGGAAGAACUCAAGAAGGGAUGGCAGAAGAAGCUCUCCCAGCAGCAGUUGGCUGUUUUCCCUUGGGAUCCUAAGCCAGACCCUCCCACCCCUGCUGUUACUGCACCUCAACCUACUCCGGCGCCUGAGCCUACUCCUCAGGCUCCCACGAACGGCGCUUCGUAUAACCAGCAGCAUGCGCCUCAGCCACAAGGCUUAACUAUGCCUGGAUCGCAGCCCUCUAGAGACCCUACCAUCAAGUCUGAACCUGGUGUCAAGACAGAGCCCGGUCUUGAGCCCACGCCUGCGUUCCCCCAGGCUGCUCAGCAGGGUGGUUCCGACGUCGUUCAAGAACGCGUCUCCCAACAGCUGCAGUCUCUGUAUGGCGAUCGUGCUGCAGCUUCGAUUAACAAGCUUCAGCAGACCUUUAACAACGGUCAGCCGCAGAACGCCCAGAGACCUGGUGGUCAACCUAUGCCGCAGAACUACCCUGGUCAGUUCCAGGGCCAUCCUCAGCAACAAUACCGACCCACUAUGCCUCCUAAUGCUCAGCAGCAACGUGCGCAGAUGCAGAACGGCCAAAGGCCUCCUCAGUCUCAGAUGGAUGGCGCAAGCGAUGCAGACAGCCAUAUCGGAGUCCUUAUGCGUCGCAGCCAAGCUGGAGAUGUGGAGAUGGGAAGAGUUGAGAUUGAUAACUUGCUCCACGCCCAGAUUGCCGCGAAGGCGAAAGCUAUGGAAGGUGGCGGUUUGAUGGUACCCCUUAAGCGUACGGGCAAGGGCAAGGCCAUCGUCUCGCAUCACCGUACACCAGCCUCCGGCGGCCUCUCGCAAUUUGACGGCCCGGGUGUGGAUGAUGGUAUGAAGGAUGAAGUCACAGAUGAGGAUGCUAUCAACUCGGACCUUGACGAUCCUGAUGAUAACCCGGAAGAGGAUGAUGAUGACGAUGACGGUGGCCAAAUCAUGCUCUGUAUGUAUGACAAGGUCCAGCGAGUCAAGAACAAGUGGAAGUGUGUUUUGAAGGACGGUGUCCUUAGCGUGAACGGCAAGGACUACGUCUUUCACAAGGCUACUGGCGAGUAUGAAUGGUAG